This is a messenger RNA of Daphnia carinata, 2365 nucleotides long. RefSeq names its product transmembrane protein adipocyte-associated 1 homolog. NCBI's taxonomy places the organism in Eukaryota, Metazoa, Arthropoda, Branchiopoda, Diplostraca, Daphniidae. Gene Ontology annotation, cellular component: plasma membrane. The record is from RefSeq and is a predicted model, not a curated record. The coding region runs from base 15 to 1208 and encodes 397 amino acids. Gene Ontology annotation, biological process: G protein-coupled receptor signaling pathway. Gene Ontology annotation, molecular function: G protein-coupled receptor activity. The transcript is spliced from 7 exons.
UGAACUUGUUUUACAUGCAAUUAUUAUCUCCUGUGACGUUAUGUUUGAUUCGCCUGAUGCCUUCAGUCAUUACGAUGCACACAGGCAAUCUGUUAGAAUCACAGAAAAACACAACAGUUGAAGCUGUACCUAGUGAAGAAGAAUUUUUUUGCAAAUGGGUUCUUUACUAUGAAGUGGGGUUAUCACGUGUCAGAAUAUGGGAUUUGGCAAUUUUCGGCCCCAACUUUAUCUUUUUCCUGUUUAUGCUUAUCCGGUUCAACAGAGCUAGACUGAAAUUAAGAGCUACGUCAAGCCCCAUAUUUGCCACAUUUUUUGGUUUGGUGGUGUUAAAUGUUAUAAUUAGUCUAAUUCGAUGUGUAGUCUCAAUGACAGUAAAUGCCUCCUUAGCAGCUGGAGAUUAUGCAGAUAAAGUGUUGUGGAUAAUAGUGCGUUUUUUUCUCCUUUCAACUGAAAUGAGUGUAGUCAUAUUUGGUCUUGCGUUUGGGCAUCUUGAAAGUAAAACAAGCAUUAGAAGAGUUCUUCUGGCAACUUCAUGCAUUUCUCUAGCUUUCUCAGUCAGUCAAGGAGCUCUAGAAUUUGUCUCUCCUGAUGAAUCAUUCCAUGUUCAUACCAAGGACUAUGAUUUGUUUGGCCAUGGUGGCAUGAUGUUCUGGUUUGUCUCCUCUAUAGUUUUUGCCUCAGUGUAUGCGAUCAUAACUUUGUUACCGUGGUCAAGAUUAAGAGAACGACUUGCGCUGCCAACUAAGAAAAAUUUUUAUUAUUAUGUUGGCAUUCUCUCUGUACUUAAUGGAAUUCAAUGUGUCGGCAGCGGACUGCUCCUAUAUCGCGUGACGGAAUGUGGUCUAUGUAUCGUGGAUGUUACCACACUGCUCUACUACACUUUUUUGACACCCUUCGUCUACUACACGUUCUUGGCAGAUUUUUUCAGUGUCGCCCAACCUGUUCUUCUGUUUUCAUACAAAUCCCAAAUAGACGACUCCGGAGAGGAGGAAAGUGUUUCGCUACCUCACCAACAUUCAUUUUCAUCACUGAAAGCGGAUUCGGACUACAUUUAUCAAGCUAAUGGCUUCUAUGAUAGCACUCAAUUAGAUACGAGUUCUACUCCGAUUCAUCCGUUAUAUGCAGUGUCUCUCCGGAGCCCUGACAGUGUUACAGGUUAUAGCAUCUCUAGUGUAAAUGCUGACCAUUCGGUCGCUUUUCAUCAGUAACCACAAAUCAAAUUAAGACAAGGGAGUAUGUGAAUCUGCUUAAUUGUAUUCUGUCUUGCUAAAACGCUUUUCAUGAUUUUUCGUAAAUAUUGUACCAAAGAAGCAACCAAGAAUUUUCGAAAAUUCGAGAAACGUUCAUAAGCCGCCAUGCUAUACAUCGUUUACAUCAUUCCGUUGGUGGACAAAAAUUCAGUUUUUGCCCUGUUUCCGGGAUUUUAAGAGUUCUCAUUGGGAAAGUCAGAGUAUCUGUUGCUGCAACUGAAGUUGUAAUCAAUUUUACAUUAAUGUUGCAAAUCAACUUUCCUCUAUUAGUAGGUUAUUGCAAACUUUUGUAAGUUGUGAAUUAUUCCUUAAUUUUUCUUAGGUCUAAAUGGGAAAGCGUAAUUUUACCUGACUCGUCAACUGUUUUACACUGCAGUUAGCUAACAUAGGUACAUAAAGGGUUAAAGAUAAUUUUAAAAUCCAUUUGUUUUUCCUGCGCUAACAGCCUGUAAGAAAAUUAAGACCCAAAACCGACAAAAUGGAUAUUACAAGCUUUCGUCAUACUUUUCUUCUUCGCGGUGCGCACGGCGCAUAUCUUUGUAACGUAGCUAAACUAAAAGUUUACCAGUCAAGUAAAAAAAAAAAAAAAAAAAAAAAAAAAAAAAGUCUUCCUAUGUCACUGGGAAUCGACGUGGAACUGUACCACAUGCUAUGUUGCCCACCUUGAAUAUUUUAUGGCCGUUUAAAAUUGUUCUUCUAUCAUUCUAUCCUAAUAUCCACAAUAUUAUUUCCAAUAAUUGUUUGCAAUUUGAAAGAAAGCAAGACGGAUUUUCAACUAUAAUUUAGAUUUAUUAUUAUCCACUUGGCUCUCAAGAAAGAAAAUAACCCAGUGCUAGGAACGAUGUAACUGAAGAAAUGGUUGUCAUGGCGGCUUACGUUUGUUCAAGUGUUUCCAUAAGCGACUUGGUCGUUGUAAUUGAAUUGUUUGUAAAAGAGAACUAGAAUCAAAUCGAGUUUUUAAUUAAUCUGAUGACACAAGCGCUGACGCUUAUGCGAGUACUAGUCAUGGAGGUGGCAUACACUUAUUGUAUUUAUACGGUUUUAUCUACGUCUGUUUCAUUGUCAAUUAUGUAACUCUACGUUAUUUGAUUUUAAUACAGCAUGGAUCAACCCUU